Messenger RNA from Conger conger (European conger), 5150 nucleotides. RefSeq names its product phospholipase D1a (gene pld1a). The transcript is spliced from 26 exons. Gene Ontology annotation, biological process: cell motility; intracellular signal transduction; phosphatidic acid biosynthetic process. Lineage: Eukaryota; Metazoa; Chordata; Actinopteri; Anguilliformes; Congridae. Bases 196 to 3333 code for a protein of 1045 amino acids. The record is from RefSeq and is a predicted model, not a curated record. Gene Ontology annotation, molecular function: D-type glycerophospholipase activity; phosphatidylinositol binding.
UCGCACAGUCGUGCUGGUAACAGUCAACAGUUUCUCUAAGCCGAGUGGGAAAGAGUUUGCUGCGCCGUGUGCUUUCCGUGUACGGAGUCCAGCUGAAAAACAACUAGAUACCAACCGGGCACAAUGCAGGGUCCAAUUUUGCCAAUGGAGCAGGUCAGUAAUGGCAACCCCUGCCCCGUGGGCUGAGCACUGAGCAUGCUACGUCAGAUUGAAGCCACGCCCAGCACCCAGAAUUUAACAACCGCCACCAUGAGCGACGUCGUGGAGAACCUGGACACCCGUGAACUGGACUUUGAGGAUGAGGAGGAGGUGGACUUUGACGCCAGCUAUGACGGUGACGCUCGGAUCCCGUUCUCCGCAGUAUACAGCACCACAGGCUUCAAGGAGACUGAUGCCCGGGUCUACCUCAGUUCUGCCCCCAUCACAGCCAAAAUCUUGGAUGUGGAGCGUUUCAACUCUGCCCAGGACCGCUUCAACAUCACCACUCAGAGGAGCGUGUCAAAGACGCUCCCGGCCGUCUUCAAGAUCGAGGUGAAGCAUGGGAACUUCACCUGGGUGGUGAAGAGGAAGGAGAAGCACUUCCUGGAACUGCACAGGGAACUCUUGCGCUACAAAACCUUCCUGCGAAUUCCUCUUCCCUCCCGCAGUCAUACAGCGAAGAGGAAGAGCAUAAAGAGGAGUGAAGUGAGGGACAUGCCCAGCCUGCCUCGGGGAGGGGAGGAACUGGUCAGAGUGGAGCAAGUGUCAAGCAGAAAGAAACAACUAGAGGACUACUUGAAUAACCUUUUAAAAAUGCAUCAAUACCGGCAGUAUCAUGCUACAAUGGAGUUCUUAGAUGUGAGCCAACUAUCCUUCAUCCAUGAUUUGGGACCGAAAGGCCUGGAAGGCAUGAUCCACAAACGGUCAGGUGGUCAUCGCAUCCCAGGAAUGAACUGCUGCGGUCACACCCAAGUCUGCUACCGCUGGUCCAAACGGUGGCUGGUAGUCAAAGACUCUUUUCUGCUUUACAUGAAGCCAGACACAGGAGUCAUUUCCUUCGUCAUGCUGCUCGAUAAAGAGUUCACCAUCAAAAUGGACUCCAAAUCCACAGAGACCAAACACGGCAUUCGAAUUGACAGUCUCGCCAGAUCACUUGUGCUGAAGUGCUCCAGUUACCGGCACGCACGGUGGUGGGGGCAAGCCAUCGAGGACUUUGCCCGGAAAAACGGGAAGGCCUUCCUGCGGGAUCACCGCUUUGGUUCCUUUGCCCGUGAACAGGAGAACAUCCCGGCCAAAUGGUAUGUUAAUGGCAAGCAGUACAUGGAGGAUGUUGCGAAUGCUCUCGAAGAAGCCAGAGAGGAGAUCUUCAUCACGGACUGGUGGCUGAGCCCGGAGAUCUUCAUGAAAAGGCCUGUUGUCGAGGGCAACCGCUGGCGCCUGGACUGCAUUCUCAAGCGCAAGGCGCAACAAGGUGUGCAUAUCUAUGUGAUGCUGUACAAGGAGGUGGAGCUGGCCUUGGGAAUCAACAGUGGAUACAGCAAGAGAACGCUAGUGCAUCUUCACCCAAACAUUAAGGUGAUGAGACACCCUGACCACGUCUCCUCCACCGUCUACCUGUGGGCGCACCACGAGAAAAUCAUCGUCAUUGACCAGUCCGUGGCCUUCGUGGGCGGGAUUGAUUUGGCGUACGGCCGAUGGGACGACAGGGAGCAUCGACUGACAGAUGUGGGCAGUGUCACUCGCUCUGUUGCUAUGGAAAGCGAGCAGCAGUCCGGCACGGCGGCCGCCCCGGCCGGAAUGGGACCGUCCUCGACCGACAACGGCGCCGGGGCCAAGGCGAAGACGGGCGGCAGCGACGAUUCUUCGGACCUGCCCAAACUGAAAGGGAUCGGCCGCACCCGCAAGACCCGGUUCAGCCUCUACAAGCACCUGCACCGCCACGGCCUGCACCACGCAGACAGCAUCAGCAGCCUGGACAGCAUCGAGAGCACGGAGAGGGCCGGGGCUAUGCAGAACAUGCAGCCAGGUGGGGGUGAGCUGCUGGGGAACACUCGCUUCUGGCACGGCAAAGACUACUGCAAUUUCGUCUACAAAGACUGGAUUCAGCUGGACAAGCCUUUCGAUGACUUCAUUGACAGAUACACAACCCCCAGAAUGCCCUGGCAUGACAUUGCCUCUGUGGUUCAUGGGAGAGCAGCCAGAGAUGUGGCAAGGCACUUCAUCCAGCGCUGGAACUUCACCAAGAUCAUGAAGCCCAAGUACCGUUCUCUCACUUAUCCAUUCCUCCUGCCCAAAUCCCAUGCCUCGGCCAAUGACCUGAGGUACCAGGUCCCAGACAGUAUCAAUGCCAAAGUUCAGAUUCUGCGCUCCGCAUCAGACUGGUCUGCUGGCAUCAAGUACCACGAAGAGUCCAUCCACAACGCCUACAUCCAAGUGAUCAUCAAAAGCCAGCACUACAUCUACAUUGAGAAUCAGUUUUUCAUAAGCUGUGCCGAUAACAAGCAAGUCAACAACAAAAUUGGAGACGCCAUAAUUGAGAGAAUCAUCAGGGCUCACAGGGAGAAUAAGAAGUACCGGGUGUAUGUGGUGACGCCACUUCUUCCCGGGUUUGAGGGAGACAUCAGUACUGGAGGAGGCAAUGCCAUCCAGGCAGUCAUGCACUUCAACUACAGGACUAUGAUCAGAGGGGAACACUCAAUAAUUUCACAGCUGAAGAAAGAGAUGGACGACCAAUGGAUGAACUACAUCUCCUUUGGGGGCCUCCGUACCCACGCAGACCUGGAGGGCCGACUGGUGACUGAGCUCAUCUAUGUCCACAGCAAGAUGCUGAUUGCCGACGACAACACUGUCAUCAUUGGCUCGGCCAACAUCAACGACCGGAGCAUGCUGGGAAAGAGGGACAGCGAGAUGGCGGUCAUCGUGCAGGACUCUGAGACAGUUACCUCAAUGAUGGAUGGAGAAGAGUACCAGGCAGGGAAGUUUGCACUGCAGCUGAGACUAGAGUGCUUCAAAACCAUUCUUGGUGCCUACUCGGAUCCCACCGUGGAUGUGUCGGACCCCAUCAGCGACCGGUUUUACAAGGAAGUGUGGAUGGCGACAUCUGCUCGAAAUGCAACCAUUUACGAAAGGGUGUUCCGCUGCCUGCCGUCCAGCCUUGUGAGGAACCGACUGGAGCUGGAGGAGUUCAUUUCCAAACCAGGCCUGGACAAAGAGGAUCCUGUCCGAGCCCAGGAGGAACUGAAGAAAAUCCGAGGGUUCCUGGUCCAGUUCCCCCUCUACUUCUUGAGUGAACAGAAUCUCAUGCCUUCUGUAGGGACGAAAGAGGCUAUGGUGCCCACUGAUGUCUGGACCUGAGACUGGUCCAGAAUCACAACCUCGAACCAUUUAUCCUGGAUUGCAAUCACUGUACAAUAGAGAUAAUGAAGAAAAAUUCACCUGUGAAAUCUUAUUGAUAGCUGUAUAGUGCCUUUCCGUUUCAGUUUGGCAAAUCUUACCACAACACAUGCAUAGAAGGCAAAUGUGCUAUCCCACCUGAAGUCCAAAGUUCUGUCUUUUUACCGUACAGUAUAUACAAUUUCCCUAUAUUAUGAACAUCAAGAAGUCUGGGAAGGAAUUUGUUUAGUUGUGUCAGUGGAAGAUGAAAUUAAUCUUUUUCCUCAUAUGGGACAGUAACAAUUGUCAAUCUGUAUUGCUAUUGUACCACUUUGCAGCCAUAUAGCUGUUUUCUACUGGUGUGCUGUAACCUCAAAAAGAAAAAAAGUUUCUUCAAGAAUAUUGAAGACGGUGUAUAAAUUCUAAAUGAUUAUGGAUGCUCCUCUGCAUUCACAAAUCCCGAAUGUGUUUGGGUGCCUGAAGUCAACAGUCACAACAAAGCAUCAAGUACCAUCAAGAAACCAUAUCAGGUGUGAUACCUUGCAGAAGGCAGAUCAGGGCUACCCCCUGGCUUAAAUGAUGAUGUCAUUGAAUGAGCUGCAGAAUGCGAUCUUAUCUGGCUGAUUCACCUUUUGGACAAGACAAAAAGGGUCGCUGAAGCUCAAAUGACUUGCAUUGUUUAGACAGGAAUUUUUCUUGCGGAGAGAGAAAAUGUCUUAUUCUCAGUGAAUGAACUAUAGCACUGGUGAAUUUAAAGAGAUUACAGACUUAAAGCUAAGAAUAAUUCAAACCAAUGUUGUUUAUUAAAGUACGGUUUUUGCCUAGUGAUACUCUUAACUGUCUACGCUGCAGAUGGGUGACUAUGCUGUGACACACAGGGCUGUGUGUUAUGCUGGUGUUUGGACCUACAGUGAUUAUGUAAUGCUGUCCUUCAAUAUCUUAACCCUGUCAUGUCAUGAUUUGUUUUUAACGGGCUGCAUUUUUAUACAAAAAUGUUUUUGAGCAAGUUUUAUUACUGUUAGUAAACACAACAGUAACAUAACAGCGUAUAUUUUUAUAUAAUCAUCUGUACUUUUUAAACUGAGCUUUGUCAUCACAUCAUCCUGGUUAUUGAUGCAGUAGUCAGGACACAUUGAUGUCAGUUCUGUUGCAAUGAACCUUGGAUUCUUUUUCUUUUUUUAUCUUGCUUAGACAAUCUGUGGACUUGUUUGCUUACAGGCAGAAAAAAUACUGGGAUUAAUAAUGUUGUCAAUGUAAAAAGGCUUCAGUAGUUUCAUCAUAUGCUUGUCAUUUCUUGUUCAGGGUUUUAUAACUCUCUUCGACAAGCUGUGUGUGGAUUUCCUGAGGGGGGUAACAUGUAACAUGGGGUAUCAUGAAACAUGCUCUCUUGUCAUAAAAAUAUAUUUCCCAUAUUGCCAUUUGACAGUGAUAUGUUUAAAAAUUUCAGUGUAUGCCUUCUAUGAUUGGCAAGCCAUUGUUUCACAACAUUAUUAUGUUAUGUAAAAUGUUGCCUAUAUUUUCCUCAUACUCACACCUAUUCACGAUUCAGAUACCCUCAGCCAUUUAAUUCUUGUUCUUAACUGUAAACACAUUUUUGGCCCUUGGUAGUAUAUAAACCUCACAGAAUACAUAAUUUUUGUUCUGUCUCGAGAUGGCACCCAAUUCCCCUUCACAACCACGCAGUCAUCCAGCUCUCCGGGAAUCUCGUUCAUGUGAAAACAAAUGUAUUGACAUUUUUCCAACAAAUAAAAUGCCUAUGAUUUAAUAAAUGUUGCCAGCUUGAGGCCAUUGCUAUUAUA